CCCCGCGCUCCCGCGGCCCCACCCCGGCGGCGCCGCCCGCCCUCCCGCGCGUCCCUCCGUCCACCUGCAGCAGGCAGCAAGGCAGGCAGUCCCUCGGGCUGUCCGACCCGGAGGCGUCGGCCGAGCCUGAGGCUUGAGCUUGCUCUCCGGCGGAGGGAUCCACGGUGGCUGAGGGGGCGCUGGUGAACCUGGUAGGAAGAGGCAGUUACGGCGGCGGCGGCGGCUGGAAAGGCAACGCAUAAAGGGGCUGCCGCGGGGUGAUGCGGUGACCGCUGCGGCAGGCCCAGGAGCCGAGUGGGCCCCGGCCCUCAGCCGGUCCUGCUGGGUCCGCGCUCCCGAACACCUCGUCUUCUCCGGCCGAUCCGCGAUCGCCAAGGCGGCCUCGCGCCCCCUCGCCCCUUCCCCGUCCCUCCCCCACCCCUGUCCCCGCCCGGGGGGCCGCCGCCACCCGCCUCCCACGAUGGCUCUGAAGAGAAUCCACAAGGUAUUUACUGGGCACUUCUCAUGGACCAGGCACUGUGCAAAAAGCUGGAGGAAAUUGAAUGGAAGUGGAGGAGAAGGGCUUCAUGAAUUGAACGACCUGGCACGGGACCCCCCAGCUCAGUGUUCAGCAGGUCCUGUUGGAGAUGAUAUGUUCCAUUGGCAAGCUACAAUAAUGGGGCCAAAUGACAGUCCCUACCAGGGUGGAGUAUUUUUCUUGACAAUUCAUUUCCCAACAGAUUACCCCUUCAAACCACCUAAGGUUGCAUUUACAACAAGAAUUUACCAUCCAAAUAUUAACAGUAACGGCAGCAUUUGUCUUGAUAUUCUACGGUCACAGUGGUCUCCAGCACUAACUAUUUCAAAAGUACUCUUGUCCAUCUGUUCUCUGUUGUGUGAUCCCAAUCCAGAUGAUCCUUUAGUGCCUGAGAUUGCUCGGAUCUACAAAACAGAUAGAGAAAAGUACAACAGAAUAGCUCGGGAAUGGACUCAGAAGUAUGCGAUGUAAUUAAAGAAAUUAUUGGAUAACCUCUACAAAUAAAGAUAGGGGAACUCUGAAAGAGAAAGUCCUUUUGAUUUCCAUUUGACUGCUUUCUAUGAGCCCACGCCUCAUCUUCCCCUGUGCACAUGUUUACCUGAUACAGCAGUGCUGCGUGUUAUACAUGCUUGGAACAACAAACUAGAAAUACUGUACUCCUGUACCAACAUUGCCUCCUAGCAGAGAAUUGUGUGUGUGGCAAGCCAGUUCUCCAGGCGUAACCUAGAUGUGAGACUAAAAGCUUUCCUUAAUUGACUUAAAUUUGGAUAACACCAAGGUGAGGGGUGGUAGGUAUAGUGUGUGCUUGGAUGGGGAAGAACAGCUCCACUGACCUGUAGGAGAUUGUUUUAAGUGGAGUCCUUUUACACUCAAAACAGUUAUGAAAAGCAAAGUGAAGAACAUGAAGCUGUUUCUUUAUUCAUUUUAUUCUGAAGGACCUACGUCUUAGGUGAAAGUUACGACCAACCAGAUUAAAACUGUACCUACAUCCUGUAUUUUAAGGUCUGAGUUUAACUGGUCAAUAUUUAAAUGGAUUGGAGCUAUUAGUGCAUAAAGUGUGAUGGGCUUUUGUUCCCCACUCUUUUACAUCUCCCCACCCUUUCAGCCUUUAUCCUUUCAGCCCCUUUCUCUUUUCCAUAAUUUUCAGUUUGUAUGUGGUUUCUCAGUUAAUACAUAGCUAAUAGCUCUUAUUUUUCUUAUGUUUUUAACUGCUUAGGUCUAUCUGGAUGUAAGGGUAAAAAUUCAUUUGAUGGAAAUACUUGUGUAUAUUUAAAGACCCAGUUGCUCCUCUGGAGCUCAUACGUUCAAGAAUGAUUAAUCUGUGUAAUAAACUGAUUACUACAGUCAUUACGUAUAAUUUUGUGUGAGUAGGCUUUUUGAUUUUGAGAAUUUUGUAUAGCUGAGAUUAGUGGUGAAUUUUCCCCCACCCCUGAAAUGUUUUCAUUUAUAUAUGGGUACAUUUCAAAAUCAUGAAACAAUUCCAGUUUACAGCGUAAAAAGGAUAUCUUGAGAGUAAUUUUGCUGAACAAGAUAGGGCAUAAGCAUAAGAGCAUUUUCAUAAAACUUAGUUGUGCAGCAUUCCAGGAACAUGACUGUUAUAUACAAAAUUUGCUUUAUUAAUGAAACUAAGCUGCAUUUCAACAAAACCUUGUGACAUUCCCUUGGUAUACAGGAAGUAAAACACAAAGGUAGUGAGUGCUAUUUGGUAAGUUAAGCCUCUGUGGUUGUUAUUGUAAAAGAAACCUGGGAAACAUGAGCACAAUCUUAUAUUGGAGAGCCUACAUGAUUACUUUGCACUAACAUUUGCAGGAUGUUCAUCCAAUUUUAAAACUGUACUGUAUGUGGCAUUUUUGAAGUCUUCCCUUGACUCUAGUAAAAUGUAGUUUGAAACUUGUAAACAACUGUGUUUGGCAGAAACAUCGUUCAUGUGAACUAGGCAAGUUACCUUUUUUCUCCCCUUUUCCUAAUCUAAUUGUACACCAGGCCAGCCUGAAGGCCAUAGCUGUUGCUCUCUAGACAUCAGGGUCUUUCAAAUGCAUCCUUACACUCUUGCACAAAAAUUGAGGAAUAAAUGUCCACUGCUUUUGGUUUUAAA
Molecule: messenger RNA, 2612 nt
Organism: Choloepus didactylus (southern two-toed sloth)
Lineage: Eukaryota; Metazoa; Chordata; Mammalia; Pilosa; Megalonychidae
Gene: UBE2D2
Product: ubiquitin conjugating enzyme E2 D2
Exons: 9
Coding region: 461-988 (175 amino acids)
Biological process (GO): protein K48-linked ubiquitination; ubiquitin-dependent protein catabolic process
Cellular component (GO): nucleus
Molecular function (GO): ubiquitin conjugating enzyme activity
Source: RefSeq, a predicted model, not a curated record